Messenger RNA from Lolium rigidum, 2451 nucleotides. RefSeq names its product protein decapping 5-like. The transcript has 8 exons. Gene Ontology annotation, biological process: P-body assembly; cytoplasmic stress granule assembly. Gene Ontology annotation, molecular function: mRNA binding. The annotation marks the transcript as partial. NCBI's taxonomy places the organism in Eukaryota, Viridiplantae, Streptophyta, Magnoliopsida, Poales, Poaceae. Gene Ontology annotation, cellular component: P-body. The record is from RefSeq and is a predicted model, not a curated record.
CUCCUCCUCCUCGUCGUCCGCGCGGCCGGCGGCUGGGCGGCGGCGUCGCCGGAGACGUACCUCGGGAGCCUCAUCAGCCUCACCUCCAAGAGCGAGAUCAGGUACGAGGGCGUCCUCUACAACAUCAACACCGAGGAGUCCAGCAUCGGCCUCCGCAAUGUGCGGUCAUUUGGAACCGAAGGCCGGAAGAAGGACGGGAUACAGAUUCCCGCUAGCGACAAGGUUUACGAGUACAUACUCUUCCGCGGAAGUGAUAUCAAGGAUUUGCAAGUUAAGUCGUCACCACCACAACCACCACCACCACAACCAGCUGCCCUGCACAAUGAUCCUGCCAUAAUCCAGUCACAUUAUCCUCAGCCAGCAUCGACUUCUUCAAGUUUGCCGACUGCUGGUGGUGCAGCUUUACCAGACCUCAGCUCCCAGCCAGCUCAAUAUGGGUUCCAGAGGCCAAGUUUUCAGAGUAAUAUUCCUCUGUAUCAACCAGGAAAUACUCCGUGGGGAUCUUCUGUCCCACCUGCUGGAAAUGGUGCAGGGCUCUCAGUCCCCCCGAUGUACUGGCAGGGAUACUAUGCACCUCCAGGUAGCCUUCCACAGCAUUUGCAGCAACCUCCUUUGCUUCAGCCCACACCUGGAUUAUCAGCUCCACAGACUUUCCAGUAUCCAGGGCUGAAUCCCUCUUUACAAUCUGGGCCACAGAAACUUUCAGAACUUCAGCCCCCCUUGUUACAACCAUCAGUUGCUGGUCAAGGCCCUUCCUCAAGUAUCAUGCCUGCUACGGCGGCACCUUCUGCUAGCUUAUUAGGUCCAGAAGCAUCAAAGCCUCUGCCGAACAUGGUACCUUUGUUUACUCCUCCGGUGCCAUCUCAUGUUACCUCCCUUCCUAUAGCCAGCCAGCCAAUUCCCAUGACUGAAACUAAUGCGACGGCAUCAAAGAACUUAAAUUCUGCUGCAAAUCCAAGCUCAACACUGUCAUAUCAAACAGUAUCGCAGGCAAUUUCUUCCACUGUUGCCUCAUCUAGUACAGCUGGAUUGGAGAUGCCAGCACCUUUGUUGGCAUCAUCUGGUCAACUAUUGCAGAAUGCUCCAUCCAUGCUUUCAUCAUCUCAGUCCAUGCAGACACCUUUACAGAUGAGCAGCAACAUUGCUAAGCCUGCUGACCCUAAAACACGGGUUGCCGAACCAUUGCUACCUGAUCCGCCGACACGUGCUCUACCUGAAAACAAUGAGCCUAUACUACCAUUGCCAAAACAGACACCACAAAAGUACAAUGGAGCUAGUUCACAGAGCCACCACAACUUUAGAGGCCGUGGAAGAGGUAGAGGCAGUAGUGCGCUGUCGCAAUCACUAACAAAAUUUACUGAAGAAUUCGAUUUCAUGGCCAUGAAUGAGAAGUUCAACAAAGAUGAAGUAUGGGGUAAUCUUGGUAAGAAAUCCCAGUCUAGGGAUAAAGAUGAGCUAGGAGAUGAUGUAUUUAAUGAAGACCUGGAGUAUGAUGAAACAGACAAUCCAGAGUUAGAUGUUAAGCCCGUCUACGUCAAGGACGAUUUCUUUGAUUCCCUUUCUGGUGGAACAUUUGGACGCGGAGGGCAAAAUGGAAGGCCUAGAUUUUCAGAACUGAGGAAAAUGGAUACAGAGACUUUUGGCGAUUUCCCAAGGCAUCGCCAGCCCUACCGUGGUGGUGGUCGGGGUUAUCGCGGCGGUGGUCGUUCCCGUGGGUCGUACUAUGGCGGCAGAGACUAUGGAAACAUGGGUGGUGGCAGAGACUAUGGAAACAUGGGAAGGGGUGGCCAGGAAAACUACUAUGGUGGAAGAGGAGGUGGCUAUGGAAACACGGGGAGGGGUGGUGGUCAGGAGAACUACUACGGUGGCAGAGGAGGCUACGGAAACACGGGGAGGGGUGGUGGCCAGGAGAACUACUACGGUGGCAGAGGAGGCUACGGGAACACGGGGAGGGGUGGUGGCCAGGAAGACUUCUGAGCGCGCCCGCUGUACCCCUGGUGUUGUAGCCUUUACCGCAGUGCAUCUCGCUCUUACCGUUCUGCAAAUAAACGCUCCUUGGCGUGUGGCCCUCGUCCCAGCAGCAGGGGGACCUGUGGGCUUGUAGUUGAUGUGGGUUGGUUCAUACACCCCUCUGGUGUUGUGUAAGAGCUGCCGGUGGACAGACGAGCAGCUGUCUGAUGCUUUGAGCGUGUACCGCGUGUCUGAGAUGUAGUUGUAUAGGCCGAUCUCGUACCUGGUACCGCAGCGCUGGGCUUUUAUCUCACACUCAGUAGCUCCUUUCUUGAUUUGCUUACUCUAGCUGUAUCUUGUUACCUGUUUUCAGUACUUGACAAAGAGUGCAUGUUAUUAUUGUUGCCAGGAUAUGGAUUCACAGGUCAUGUAAUACUACAUUUGUAAACACAACUGUUACAACUGAUGACAAGCUUUUAUUUAGUUCCCAUUUUAGUUUCC